UAAAAAUAUUCCGGAUGUCUAAUAAAUAAGAUGUAAAAUUCAAAUUAUUUGAAUAACUAAUCCAAAUUAUUUUUUCAAAAAUUACACAACACGAACAGGAUUAUCUAUGCUCUUACAUUCUUAUAUUUAUAAUAACUAAAAUUAUAUUGUUAAUUUCAUUUUCCAAUAGUUUUUACUUUGUACCUAGAAUUCUUAACUUCUCUUUCGAUUGAAAGUUGCGCCAUACCUUUAGUUCAAACUGGUGUAAUAUGAGUAAAAAAAUUCAUGUAGUCGUUCAAACUGGUGUAAUGUGAGUAAAAAAAUUCAUAUAGUCGUUCAAACUGGUGUAAUAUGAGUAAAAAAAUUCAUGUAGUCUUGCAUUGGUAUUCUUGGAAAUUUACCCCUUCUUGAAAUUAAAUUUCAUAUAAUACUUUUUCUACUUUUUGCAACUUGUUACAUAACAUGCGAUCUAAUUUUGUUGUUUUAGGAACGUUUUCAACUUUCACAGGAUGUCCCCUGUUGUAUAUUAUAAUCUUUAUUGCUUCCCUUCUACCGCUAUUGUAUCGAAUGUAUAAAAGUUACAGCAGCAAAUUCGCGUUUACUAAUAUAGUAAAUUAUAUCUUUUAUACAUUGUUACUUAUGUUAACCCCAAAAAGCCGGUACGUCAAAAAACGGUUAAAACCGCAAGAUUACCGCCUUGAAAAUGAAAAAGGGAUAGACGAGGAAAAAGGAAUAGACGAGGGGGAGGGGGAGGGAAAGUGAAAGAAUUGAUCUGAAAUAUCAGAUAGUUUGAGUUUAUGACAAAAAGGGCAAAAGAGGAACACUCAACCAUUCAUUUUCCAAUAUUAAUCUCCAAAUGUUGUGGAUUUAUUAAACUUGAAAAUGAAAAACAACCACUGAUAAUUAAUCGGACACACGGUUGCUAG
This is a messenger RNA of Rhizophagus irregularis DAOM 181602=DAOM 197198, 905 nucleotides long. NCBI's taxonomy places the organism in Eukaryota, Fungi, Glomeromycota, Glomeromycetes, Glomerales, Glomeraceae. The record is from RefSeq and is a predicted model, not a curated record.